Messenger RNA from Perognathus longimembris pacificus (Pacific pocket mouse), 1154 nucleotides. It is a transcript of the gene Mreg, whose product is annotated as melanoregulin. Lineage: Eukaryota; Metazoa; Chordata; Mammalia; Rodentia; Heteromyidae. Gene Ontology annotation, cellular component: melanosome. Gene Ontology annotation, biological process: melanosome transport; melanocyte differentiation. Bases 53 to 694 code for a protein of 213 amino acids. The record is from RefSeq and is a predicted model, not a curated record. The transcript has 5 exons.
CGCGGCGGGAUGCGCACCGCCCCGGCCCCGGCCGCCGCCGUCCGCGCUCUCCAUGGGGCUGCGGAGCUGGCUGCGGAGCGCCUGCUGCUGCCCGUGCCGCUGCCUGGACGAGCCCGCGCUGCCCGAGAAGGAGCCCCUGGUCAGUGGUGACAACCCAUAUUCCUCAUUUGGAGCAAUGCUGGCCAGGGAUGAUGAGAAGAAUUUGUGGAGUCUUCCUCAUGAUGUGUCUCACACAGAGGCAGAUGAUGACAGAAUGCUGUAUAAUUUGAUAGUCAUUCGUAACCAGCAGGCCAAAGACUCAGAGGAAUGGCAAAAGCUCAACUAUGAUAUCCAUACCCUGAGGCAGAUUCGGAGAGAAGUCAGAAACAGAUGGAAAUGCAUUUUAGAAGAUUUGGGUUUUCAAAGGGAAGCGGACUUGCUGUUGUCGGUGACAAAACUCAGCACUAUGAGUGAUUCUAAAAACACAAAGGAAGCUCGAGAGAUGCUAUUAAAGCUGGCUGAAGAGACCAAUAUUUUCCCAACCAGCUGGGAGCUCUCCGAGCGGUAUCUCUUCGUGGUGGACCGUCUCAUUGCUCUGGAUGCAGCAGAAGAGUUCUUUAAAGUAGCCAGUCGAACUUACCCCAAAAGCUCUGGGGUCCCAUGCCUGGCAGAUGUUCAGAAAGAACCACACUACCUUCCAUUUCCAAGUCCCUAAGGAGAGGCCCAGAGGCAGAAAGGGAAAUUUCCCACUGGGACUCAAGAGUUAACCAAAGCUGGACAAGGAGCGCUUGCUGUGUGAAAAGGAUUCUGAAUUCUAUAAAAUGUGAGGUCUUCAUGAGGACCUUAUUUGUGAAGUGUUCCUAGCUACAUUGAGACACCAGAGUGACCUUACUUUCCAGAAAAGAAGUUAAAGAGCUGCUCAGAGGGAGAGUUCUGGGAUGAUCACAUAAAGAGCUCAUUUUUCCCAGCUUCAGUUUUAAUGGGGUACAAUCAGUUUGGAUCAUUUAGCCUAUGAUGGAGUGCAUUAUCCUAACUGGUAAAAUAAAAUGGUUACCAAAGAGAGCAAUCAGCUGGGUGCUGGUGGCUCAUGUUUGUAAUCUUAGCUACUCAGGAGGUUGAGAUCUGAGGAUCGUGGUUCAAAGCCAGCCCGGGUAAGAAAGGCCACGAGACUCUUA